Molecule: messenger RNA, 2362 nt
Organism: Synchiropus splendidus (mandarinfish)
Lineage: Eukaryota; Metazoa; Chordata; Actinopteri; Syngnathiformes; Callionymidae
Product: calcium-responsive transactivator-like
Exons: 10
Coding region: 1210-2166 (318 amino acids)
Biological process (GO): positive regulation of transcription by RNA polymerase II
Cellular component (GO): nucleus
Molecular function (GO): transcription coactivator activity
Source: RefSeq, a predicted model, not a curated record
AUGAAGAAGAGCAUGGAGUCCACGGUGAAAGGUGGUGCGACUGAAGUACUGAAGUCCACUAGGAGGAGGAGGUGAGCGUCUGCACGAUGCGGAGGAACGUGCAUGAACAAGCUGCGGAUUCGAACACGCGAACAGUCACGCAAGGUGAUUGAGUGAAGAGCCUCCAAUGAACCAAGAAAAGGCUGAAGGAUCUUAAGACAGGACAGUGAUGUUCAGUGUUCUGUGUUACCGUGGAAACAUGACCAGCAUCACCACUUUUUUCAGACGUCAGUUUUCUGGUGCUGAACAGAUCUGCUCCCAGAGACCAAGCGGGUCAUUGAGGACCUCAAUUGUUCCUUGAACAAGGAGGAGGAGGCAAACACUAGAGGGGCUGCGACAUGGGAUUGGGUUUUUAAACUCCAGCACUCAAAGUUCAGGUCUUGACCUUCCAUUCAUCAACAUGAGAAGCCAGUAUUCAACUCUGAGUUUGACAUUUUGGGACCAAAUUGCUACUACGACAAGGCAAAAUCCUUCUUUGACAAAAUCUCUUCUGAUAAUAAAGUCAGGUAACUUUGUGAGUGUAAGUGACUCACAUCCACAUGUAAUGGCCCAAUAAACUUGAUAUUUUUAGAUGUACUUUAAUGAGAGACAUAUUUUCAGGGGGUUAAUGAAGGCAGUGAGUUGUAGUUGGUUCCUUCCUUCCAUCAUCCUUUACAUUUACCAUAAUAAUUCCACUCUCAUCCAUUCAGAUGGUUGCUGAAUGGAUGAUAGUAAUAGCUUGAGGAGCUUUUUCAUCUCCAUAUAAACAGUUUUAGAUUCUUUGACCGUAAAUAUGUCUGAAUACUAAAUAUCAACGACAUGAUUUAAGGCUCUGAUCGCCGCCACUUGAAGGCUGUUCCCUCUUGAAUCGGAGGAUUCAGGAGGAGAGGCGACUGCUCACCAUCUGGACGCAACCAUUACCCCCGAGGGGGCACAGUACUCGUCUGCUCUUUUCCUUAUUGAGUUAGUCAAGUUUCGGUGUAUCGUGGGCGAAGAAAUAUAUAUACUGAAGGACAUUUGAGUUUCAUUGUAGUAUUUUCGUCGCUCUUAAGGAGGCAAAUCAUUACUGAAAAUCUUGCAUCGAAUUUGCCCCCCCUUGCACUUGCGAAUGGACGCGCCGUCGAGAAACCAAACACAGGGCUAAAAACAGUUAAUAAAAAAAGAGCGCCGUUUUAUUUCCCACAUGUCAGCAUGUCGGUGCCGCUGUCUCCGGCGCGUCCAAGAAGCAGAGCGGAUGUGACUCCUCAGGCCAUUCAAAAGAUGCUGGAUGAAAAUCACCAGUUAAUUCAUUGUAUAAUGGAGCAGCAGAGCAAAGGCAAGACUGCUGACUGUGCACAAUAUCAGCAGCUCUUGCACCGGAACCUUGUGUACUUGGCCACGAUGGCAGAUUCCAAUCAGAACAUACAGUCUCUUCUACCUGCGCCUCCGUCGUCCAACAUGGGUGGAGGUUUCUCUGCGAGCAACAUGAAUGACAGCAUGCUCGCCGGCGUGCCCCCUGCGUCCAUGAUUCCGAGUCAGCUGAGUAACGCCUCCAUGCUGCACCAGCAGUCGGGUCCUCACUGCUCAGCCGCGCAGGCCGGAGCCCUCUAUCCGGGCCAGUCGGUGAUGGCUCAGGGAAGCGGUCAGAGGAGCACAGGAACCUACCGCUCCACGCAGGGUUCUGGUCAGCAGUAUGUGGGCCAUGAUGAGUUCUACGGAGACCAGUAUGGAGCCAUCAAAAGCUCCAACGAACCUUUGAACCAGUCGUUCUAUCCUGAAGGCCCCGGCGAGUUUUCAUAUCAGCAGUGCUCGUACGGAGAGCAGGGUUACGAGCGGCCCUACGAUGACUCGUCACAUUACUACGAAGGAGGUAACCCCCAGUACAGUCAGCCGCCCGCUGUGUAUCAGCCGCCCAGCCAGCAGCCCUUCGCCUCUCAAGGCUACAGCGGACAGGGAUACGGUGGGAGCCGCUCUCCUUGCAUUAAGAUUGAGGUUUUCACGUGUCAUGUUCUCUCUGUAGGACCAGGCCAGAGUGGAUCUCUGCAGUACUCCCAUUAUCCAUCCGGCCCAAACCAACAGUAUGGAUCCUAUCGAGGGUCUGGUUCUGGACCGCAGACGCCAAGGUCCUACACAUAUGAGCAGGGUCAGUAUGGGAACUAUCAGCAAUAAUGCCGCUCAGUAAAAGACAGCGUUCACUCUUUAAAUCAACUCAGCACAGUGGUUCCUGAUGACCUGUGUGACUGUUGAUGGAAGCUCUGUUGGAUCAGUUGGAUCUUAAAGCCUCAGCUGCCGCUUAAGUUAAGCCUUAUGAAGGUGUUGCUUGGCUUUUCGUACUUUGAAUCUAAAUAAAUAAUUCUGGGUUGUA